AUGGCGGCACUCGACGAGGGGCUGUGGUCGUGGUGGUGGCGCACCAGCAACGACCGAGAUGCGGUAGCGCGAAACGUCCUUACUCUAGCCAUCUCGUUUCUCCUGCUCCUCCUCCCAUGGCUGCUCCUUUCCAGAAGGUCCGCCCGCCUCCCUCCAGGGCCGCCGGGCUGGCCCUUCGUCGGCAACCUCCUUUCGCUGAAGCCCAACCUCCACGAACAUUUCACCGACCUCGCUUGCCGCUACGGCCCCAUCCUCAGGGUCUACCUCGGCACCAAGCUCGCCGUGGUCGUCAGCUCGCCUUCCCUGGCCGAGCAGGUGCUGAGGGAGCACGACAGGAUCUUCGCCAAUAGAGACCCUCCUGCCAUCGCCCCGCGCAUAACCUACGGCGGUGUGAACAUUGUCUGGACUUCCGAUGGGCCAACCUGGCGCAUGCUAAGGCGGAUCUGCGUCCGGGAGAUGCUCGGCUCCACGGUCCUGGACUCGCUUUACCACCUGCGCCGGUGGGAGGUCCGGCAGAUCGUGGCCGACAUCUAUAAAAAGUCCGGCGAGCCGGUGAAUAUAGGCGAGCACGUGUUCGUGGCCAUUGUCGGGACCAUAACGAGUAUGAUGUGGGGAGCGACGGGUGAGGAAGGGGAGGAGAGGAGGAAGCUCGGCGCUCGUUUCAGGAGUUUGGUCGGUGAGCUGACGGAGCUUCUGGGGAGGCCUAACUUGGGGGAUGCGUUUCCGGCGUUGGCGCCACUUGACCUUCAAGGUGUGAAUAGAGAUGCAGACAAGGUUCUUCCUUACUUUCAUGACAUGAUCAACUCCAUGAUAGAGAGGAGAUAUAAGAUGGUGGAUAAAGGGAGUGAUUUCUUGGGUUAUCUUCUCAGAGUGAAGGAGCAAGAGGAUGAGAAGACGCCGCUCACCAUGAACCAAGUGAAGGCAUUACUGAUGGACAUGGUGGUAGGCGGAACGGACACAACAUCCAAUACACUGGAAUGGGCAAUGGCGGAAAUGCUGCAGAAACCAGAGAUACUGAAGAAAGCGCAGAGAGAACUGGAGGAGGUGGUCGGAAUCGACGGCAUAGUAGAGGAGUCGGACGUGCCGAAGCUGCACUAUCUCAGGGCCGUCGUAAAAGAGACGCUACGCCUGCACCCGGUUCUGCCGCUGCUCGUGCCUCACUGCCCCAGCUCCUCCUGCAAUGUAGGCGACUACGUCAUCCCAAAGGGCACAAGGGUUUUCAUCAAUGUCUGGGCGGUUCACAGAGAUCCUGCGUGCUGGGAUAAUCCCUUGGAGUUCGAUCCCGAGAGGUUUCUGAGAGAAACCCACUGGGAUUUCACCGGCAAUGAUUUCCGAUAUUUUCCCUUUGGGUCGGGGAGGAGGAUAUGCGCCGGCAUUGCCAUGGCCGAGAGGAUGGUCGGCUUCUGCUUAGCUUCUCUGAUACAUUCCUUCAACUGGCGUGUGCAGGAGGGAGAGAAGCUCGACCUCGCGGAGAAGUUUGGCAUUGUGAUGAAGAAGGCUGUUCCGCUUCUUGCUGUUCCUGAACCAAGGUUGCCCAAGCCAGAACUGUACGUAUGAAGUCAUGAAGUUGAAGCGUCAGAUGAUUAUAUAGACUGGUCAUGUUUACCUGAAGACAUCUGUAUUUUGUGAAAAUUGUUUUCUUAGUUUUCCGCUGCAUCUUCUUCAGAGGGUUGGUCGAUAGCUAGCCUUCAGGGAUGACCAGAAUAAGUUUAUCUGGCAGGCGCUAUAUGCCUCAUUAGUGCAAGUCCUAGUUUAUUUAUGUAAGAGAUUUUAUGAUGAGAGGGAAGGGUUGUUGAUAAGAUUGUUAGUAUUGGUUUCUUGUUCAUUGCCAUAAAACAAUUGUAAGAAAAGGCAAAUAAAAGAUGGAAGAAUGCAGAGAAAGGCCAAAUAACAGAGACUAGCUGAGUUAAUAUGAAAGAGAGCUAAUAAGAAACAGAGAAGAAUGAGAAAACAGAGCAUAAGACGGCGAGGAAAAGAACACAAGAUAAAAGCCAAAAGAGCUCCCCACUCGCCGCCCUGCCCUUUUUUUUUGUUUAUGCAAUAACAUGGUACAAAUGAUUGGCUAGAAGAAUUGCAGCUUGUUUCAGGAUUCUACAAUUUUCUACAAACUUCUGAUAACAAACUUCUUCUAGACGCAUCCAUGGAGUAACUGGAAGGAAGGCAACAUAAAAGGAAUUUAUCAAUGCAAGCUGC
Molecule: messenger RNA, 2193 nt
Organism: Nymphaea colorata (pocket water lily)
Lineage: Eukaryota; Viridiplantae; Streptophyta; Magnoliopsida; Nymphaeales; Nymphaeaceae
Product: flavonoid 3'-monooxygenase CYP75B137-like
Exons: 2
Coding region: 1-1557 (518 amino acids)
Molecular function (GO): heme binding; oxidoreductase activity, acting on paired donors, with incorporation or reduction of molecular oxygen; monooxygenase activity
Source: RefSeq, a predicted model, not a curated record